Messenger RNA from Strongylocentrotus purpuratus (purple sea urchin), 1385 nucleotides. Its product is annotated as microsomal glutathione S-transferase 1. Gene Ontology annotation, cellular component: membrane. The record is from RefSeq and is a predicted model, not a curated record. Lineage: Eukaryota; Metazoa; Echinodermata; Echinoidea; Camarodonta; Strongylocentrotidae. Bases 113 to 583 code for a protein of 156 amino acids. The transcript is spliced from 4 exons.
CACCGCAGAGUGAUCUUACCUGUCUGCACUCACGUAGCACAGAACACCUUCGUCAUUCCAACCCUUGCUGCGAAGGAGAAUAGAACUGUUUCGACCAAAAAGGGGAUUCAAAAUGGCCGCUACAAUGAGUGAAGAAUUAUCCUGUUUCGCAACUUAUGCUUCAGCCGUCAUGGUAAAAAUGGUGUUAAUGUCCCUGCUAACAGGAUACAUGCGUGCAACACGAAAGGUGUUCGCCAACCGGGAGGAUAUGGUUGGUUAUCAAAGACUGAUUUUUGGUCUCAAAGACCAGAAACCAGUCUUUGAUAACCCUAUUGUUGAGAGAGUAAGAAGAUGUCACUUGAACGACCUGGAGAACAUCGUACCGUUCUUCGGGCUCGGCCUCCUCUACGCUGUCACCUCUGGAGCUACAACGACCACCAUCGUCUGGCAUUAUCGUAUCUUUGUCGCCUCCCGCUUUCUCCAUACCAUCGCGUACAUCGGUGCCCUGCCGCAGCCGAGUCGUGCCCUGUCUUUCUUCGCUGGUCUCGUCGUCAACGUCUCCAUGGCCGUGCAGAUCAUAAUGAAUAACUGGAAUUCUUUUUAGAGCAAGGUGAAAUAUGCUGUUCCCGGGAUUUUCCACUUCCAUUAAUCGAAUUACCAUCAUUGUCGUAGUUCGCCUCAAUCACGAUCGCAAUGACUGUCGACCUAAGGCAAUAUACCAAGGCCCAUAUUCAUGAAACCUUACGAAACUCGUUGUCAAUUGAUUGAAUAGGCUAUAGUACAGAGUAAGGUGGAAACUAGGCUUUGUGAGGUUUAUAUGAAUUUGUGCCCUGUUUACUGAUGUAAUUAAUGCUUCGUUUUUUCUCUUUCGAGAACCCCUAGUUACUUAGCACACCAGCUUAAUCGAUGAAUGGAAUCCUCUUGAUAAUGUAUCGUUGCUAUGUCUGGCAAGCGUCUUGUAAGCUGAAUUAUGUUUGACGUAUGCGUGGUAUUAGUAACAGGUCUAAUUUACUACACUUGCCCAUUACGUUUGAAUGUGCCUACCUGACAAUGACAAUGACGACGGCCAUCACGUUCAAGGGUUAAAAGGUAUAAUUGUUUGAUUGAUUUAUAUUAUGAUAUAAUUAUAUAUGUAUUUUGACUUUUGGAAAGAAAGGUACUUGUGAAGAGAGUGGUUUUUUGGCAAAGAGAUUGAGCCCUAACAUUUAUUAGUCAAGCUGAUUAAACAUGUAUAAUAUAUAUUUCGAUGUUCGUUUUUUAUAAAGUAUAAAUGUAUAUUAAGUCAGGUCUGACUUUAUGUAAAUGAAAACUCGCGUAUACCAAUGCCUUCUCGUCUAUAUGAUCUAGCUUAUGCCUUUGUUUUGUGAAUACGUCACCUCAAGUCAUUAAAUUCAUUUCUAAUUCAA